Molecule: messenger RNA, 1455 nt
Organism: Trichoderma virens Gv29-8
Lineage: Eukaryota; Fungi; Ascomycota; Sordariomycetes; Hypocreales; Hypocreaceae
Exons: 7
Coding region: 1-1455 (484 amino acids)
Molecular function (GO): aldehyde dehydrogenase (NAD+) activity
Source: RefSeq, a predicted model, not a curated record
AUGACUCAGUUCAAGUUCCGACUGCCGCGUCAACCGUUUCUGCAUGGAAAGUUUGUCGACUCCCAUCGUAAGGACAGACAUGAGCUCACUUCAGCCACUGAUGGAUCUCAAGUGAUGACUGAUCUACAAUGGGCCGCUUUGGAGGAUGUAGAACUCGCUGUGGAUUCCGCAGAAAAAGGCUUAAAAGAUUGGCAAGCGCUCUCACCUGAAAAACGUCGUAGCUAUUUGCUUCGAUACGCGGAUUUAAUUGAAUCUCAUGCUGAGGAACUAGCAUACCUCGAGGUCAUUGUUACAGGAAAGCCAAUGGUUCUUGCUUCUGGCUAUGAGGUUCCUCAACUUGCAAACAUACUACGGUAUUACGCAGGAUACACAGACAAACUGAGCGGUGAGAGCUACCCAUUAGGAGAUGGACUUGUUAAAAUGGUCGUUCAUGAGCCCCUUGGGGUUUGCGCCGCCAUAACAGCUUUCAACAGUCCUAUGAUUCUUUUUGCCUUGAAGGUGGCACCGGCGCUCGCCUCAGGGAACGUAAUGAUUAUCAAGGGUAGCGAGUUUAACUCUUUAUCAUCGCUGCGUCUGGCAGAACUCGCCACAGAAGCAGGGUUACCGAAUGGCGCCAUCAACGUCUUGAUCGGCGGCGCAGAUGUGGGAAAUGCCCUCGCUACUAACAAGCGUAUUCGAAAGAUUAGUUUCACGGGUAGUGUCGCUACUGGUAAGAAGGUUCAGAUUGCAGCGACAGAGUCCAACUUAAAGCGGGUGACUCUGGAACUGGGAGGCAAGUCACCGGUCGUCAUUUUCCGAGACGCCAACUUGAACAAUGCCGCCCGUGCUGCCUCUAACUUUCUAGCAUUUAAUGGCCAGGGUUGCAUCUUAGGGACGCGCAUACUUGUUCAAGAGGAGAUAUCCGACCCCUUCCUACAGGCUUUGAAGCAGCUGAUCCAAGAGCAUGCCAAAACAUUAGGCUCGGAUCCCAUGGAGCUCUCCACGCUAUCGUGCCCCCUAUUUCAUUUACAACAGCACACAAGAGUUGCUGAAUUUCUUGAUUUGGGGAAACAGGAGGCCGAAGUACUCGUUGGGGGCUCAGUAUGCCAACGCCCGGGUCUGUAUGUGGAGCCUACUGUCUUCGUCAAUCCCAAGCCAGGUGCGAGGAUCCUGCAUGAGGAAAUCUUUGGGCCGGUAGCAGUUGUCCAGACAUUCAAGACAGAGUCUGAAGCGAUCGAAAUGGCAAAUAAUACGGAAUAUGGGCUUGGAGCUUUCAUACACACCAAUGAUAUCAGCCGGGCGCUUCGAGUAGCAUCCAAGAUUCAGUCGGGCACGGUUGCAAUCAAUACUUCUGAGAAUAUGAGCCCCCAAAUGCCAUUUGGAGGGAAUAAGAUCAGUGGCUUGGGCCGCGAGAACGCAAGAUAUGCGCUGAUGGCCUAUACAGAGCCGAAAUCAAUUUUCAUCAGGUACUUAUAA